Molecule: messenger RNA, 381 nt
Organism: Sphaeroforma arctica JP610
Lineage: Eukaryota; Ichthyosporea; Ichthyophonida
Exons: 1
Coding region: 1-381 (126 amino acids)
Source: RefSeq, a predicted model, not a curated record
AUGCAACAACAUGUGGCGGGUGCCAGGCACAAGCACCACCCAGGGUUGAGGCACAUUCCUCGCUGUCAUAACUAUAGGGCAGCGACCCAGGACAACCAUGGCCGCACGUCAGAGACACGUCAACGUGGCCCGAGACCGCAUAGUGCAGCAACACCUUCCACAACGAUAACACCAUUGGUUACACCGGUACGGAGCGCGGAAGGCGACAAUACAACGCAACCGCAGGUCCAUAGUCUCACAGACACGUCGGCGUGGGAUACCCCACCUACCGCCACGGAUCUACAUAUUGGAGCGCUGCUUUCUGGUGAUAUGGGGGAGAAUGAUCCGAUAGGAGACGAUAAGAUAUCCCCAGAAUGGUCUUCCAUAUCAGAUCAACCUUGA